CUUUUAUCUUUAUUAAUUUAUUUUAUUUUUAUUUAUGUUUUUAUAUAUGUAUUUAUUUAGGUAUAAAAAAGUACAAGUUUGCAUUUACAAAGUACCUUACUAUUCCUAUAGCCUAUCUAUAUAUAUAAAAAGAAGUGUACAUAUUGAAUAAAUUUUAUAGCUCAAGAUCGACCAAACUGAUUUCUAAAAAUUUCAGGGUAUAUUAAGAUUGAUAAAUAGAUGGAUGCGAUAAGUGGUUCCGGAGUUAUGGUCUCUUAAAUGCACAAAAAAAAAAUUAAUUUUCAGUAACCCAUGGUAACAAUUUUAACAAAAAAAAAAAAUUAAAAGUACUGAUUGUUAUUAUUAUUUUAUUUUCGGUAACCAUGGUAACAAUUUUUUAUUAUAAUUAUUAAUUAUUUUCCCCGUUUUUGUAACAUUUUUCACUGAUUCACUCCUAUUGGUCGCAGGAGAAAGUUCUUAUGUAAUACAAUUUUAAGAAAAUCCACCAGAAAAGUACGGAAUCUGGAUGUAAAAAAAACAACAUUGUUAGACCCAAUGAUGUCACUGUCCACUGUCCAGCAAGAAAAUAAGCUAUAUUUUUGUUUAUUAUAAAUUUAAAAUUGAAUUAAAUAAUUGUAGACCUAUUGUUAUAUUUUGUCAAAACCAUAACAACAAAAAAAAAAACCUAACCGUAAAUCUCAAAAUCACAGUAAUAGACUAACAUAAUAAGUUAUAUCAAGUUUUAUUGUUUUACCAACAAUAUAAAAACCACGAUAUGGCACAUUAUUGUUUUUUAUCCACCAUAUUAAAAAAAAAAAUUGAUAUAACUUUGAAACUUAAGGGUAAGAAAUUAUAAAGUACACAUCUCGCGGGGUCCUCAAUCCAUCACAGGUGGAUUGCCUACAUAAUUAUAUACUUCUGGUAUAAUCAUAAGAGGGACUAUAAUAUUAUUACUUAACUAACUCACUGAUAAACGUAGGGUGUGAACAAUGAUAGAUCAAUGCUUGCAAUUUAUACGGUACAUUCGUACAAUCGUACCACAAAUUUAGUGUGCAAUAAGAAAGUAUUUUACAAAAUUCGCAUUUUAAAGUAGCGCUUACACAAGUUUUUUGAAAAUUAAAAUAGUCAAUGAAAAUGUCUGAGUUUUAAACACCGUUAAACCGAAUAUCAAAUAACAAAUUAAUCAAAAUUCGAAUCAUAUUACAGAAUUGGCAUUUUAACGGGCAACGAAGUGCACGGGUUCAACUUUUAUGUAUAAUAUUAUGUGUAUACUAGUAUACUACGUCCAACCAUAUGCAAUAUUAUAUUCGUCUGUACGUGAUAUACGUCAUCUAUAAUACCUAUAACCUAUAAUGGUUAUGUUAUUAUAGGCAAAUAAUAUAUAGUUUAGAUUCCUUAAACAGUAAUAUAUUUGGAAUUGUCAUAUUAACAUAUUAUUACCUCUAAUAAAAAAUGGAAUCGGUUAUCUAUACUAUUAUAUUAAACCAAUGCAUAUACAAUUUAAAAAAUAAUAUUUCAGUUAUAAUUCCAUAACCUGCAAGGUAAUAUAAUAAGUUAAUACACAUAAUAUACCUAUGACAAAUAUAUUACAAUUACAUAAAUAGGUAAAAUAUGUUGCCAAAGUUGGUGGUGAUCACAUGAACCUCCAAAGUUGAAGCUUAACUCACUCAUUCGUUUAUGUCGUAAAUACAACAAUAUUAUAAAAAUUCAAAAUCAUGCUGCAGAAUUGUGAUUAUCUAUCGUUUGCGUACAAUGUUCUCCAAUGGAUUGGUGUGCUUCCCCCUAGUGACUCGACGAAGUGGACGCGUCGAGUUUUUAACUUUUAUAGAUCUAUAAUUUUUAUCAUCCUAACCUUGUUCACGACUCUGAUGACGGUCCAAAUGUUUGUCACCACCGAACUAACAAUAUUGGCAAGGACCAUAGAUAUUUGGACCAUGUUUUUCUCGGGUCUGUACAAAUGGAUUUAUAUGACGGUGUUCAACUGGGAAUUUGCCCAUCUUAAAUUCGCGCUGGCACAAUUACAAACUCAAGGAUCGAAGGCGUACGGACGCUCGGCUGAUGUGUUUACUGCCGACUAUUUAAAACAAACGAAAAAGAUCAGCUAUUGGUAUUUAUUCAGCGGUUUUGUUGCGGGUUUUUUUAUAAUCGUCAGUCCUCUGUUGACAUAUUCAAAAGGUGAUCGGUCCAAUUUUCAAUACUACAACGAUCCAAAAAGCUACCCUUUGAGUUGUUGGAUGCCAUUUACGUUGAACGAAAAUUGGAUGUUUUUAACAAUUUUUGUCUGCCAUUCUAUUGCAUUGUUUUUAAUUGUGCUUGUGUACUUGGGCAUUGAUACAUAUUUUUUUGGAGCAAUUUAUGCUGUUGGCGGUCAAAUCGAAUUACUAAACACAUCUUUAAAUAAUAACGAAAACACUUUAGCACAAUUUGAAAAUGUUUCGUGUACGAACCAGACUUCUGUUUUUACUGAAAAACAAAAAAUGAGAUGCUACUCGACACUCCGAGAGUGUGUUAAACAUCACAUCCUAAUCCUUGAUUAUAUAAAAAAUAUACGUAAACUGUUUAGCACACUCAUACUAGUGGAUUAUUUACAUGGAAUAACUUCAGUGACAUUUGCAUUAUUUCAGUUAACGAUUAGUGCUAGUGUAAUCGAAACAAUCAGUGUAAUCUGUUUCAUUUGUGUGAGUGUGUGGCAUCAAUAUCUCAACAAUUUUUUUGGUGAAUUUAUUAUACAAAAACAAUUAAGUGUUUGCACAGCAUUGUAUAAUGUUCCGUGGUGGCGAUGCGAUAAAAGAGUACGACAAUUACUGACAUUAAUGAUUUUAAGAUCUAUAAAACCAACUUUAAUCACAGGAUAUUACAUGUACAAAUUAAGUUAUGAGUCAUUUAUUUCAUUUGUAAAAGCACUAUACACUUACUAUAUGGUAUUAAGGCGAGUCAAUACCAAGACAUAAACAUAUAAAGUCGGGAAUCUAAUCAAAAAACAUACAAUUGUUUAUCUAAAUAAGAUAUUUUUGGACAUGCGUAGUGCAAACUUAUUACAUACAUUAGCAACAAUUGUUUAAUAACAUAUCACAUCAUCAGUGGCAUCACGAACAUUUUCUUCACAGGGGCAAAUGUUGACGUUAACCAACCAACCAAUCAAUAAAAAACCUGCUGAAAUACCUAUGUACCUAUUAAAUAUUAAAAAUAAUACAUUAUAAAUUAUUUAUAAUGAUAGUUUAAUACAAAAAUAUUGUAACGAUCAAACAAAAUUACUCAUCCACCUAAAAUUGUUUGAGGCAAUUGCCCCAAAAAAAUAAGCUUGUGACGCCACUUCACAGUAUUUAAUAAUUGAUACUGUAAUAGGUACUCAUAUUACUGUUACACCUAUUAUAGUUGAUUAAUUUACACAAGUGUAAAGUUUAGAUUUAACUAUAAUAUAAGAAAAUAUAGAAUAUUUGAAAAAACUAAUAUUGUGAAUUCUUAAAAUUAUAAUAUUUAUAUAUAUUAUGUACCUAUUAUGUAUGAAACGUGAUGAUUAUUGAUUACUAUAAUCAGUGGCGUGGUGUGGAAUCAUCAGUAAUGUAAUGUGUAAGCAAUGAUCGUACAAUACUAUAAUUUAAGUUAAACAUCAUAAUAAACCUAUUUAAUAUUAAUAAUAAUAUAUAUAUUAUUUUCGCUUUUUUAGAGUCCAUAUAGUCAAUAUAAAGUUUAUUAUCAAGAAUAUAAAGACAUCUAAUCAAAAAA
Messenger RNA from Aphis gossypii (cotton aphid), 3705 nucleotides. Its product is annotated as odorant receptor 10a-like. Lineage: Eukaryota; Metazoa; Arthropoda; Insecta; Hemiptera; Aphididae. Gene Ontology annotation, molecular function: olfactory receptor activity; odorant binding. Gene Ontology annotation, cellular component: plasma membrane. The record is from RefSeq and is a predicted model, not a curated record. Bases 1695 to 2930 code for a protein of 411 amino acids. The transcript has 7 exons. Gene Ontology annotation, biological process: sensory perception of smell; detection of chemical stimulus involved in sensory perception of smell.